Molecule: messenger RNA, 1224 nt
Organism: Fusarium musae
Lineage: Eukaryota; Fungi; Ascomycota; Sordariomycetes; Hypocreales; Nectriaceae
Exons: 4
Coding region: 1-1224 (407 amino acids)
Cellular component (GO): cytoplasm
Source: RefSeq, a predicted model, not a curated record
AUGACAGCUCCGAACACCCCGCCUCCGGGCUCCGCCUCCGGGCCGGGGCUAUCCGCAACGUUCUCAACUCCGGGUCUGCCACCGGAUUAUCGAGAUGGGCUUGGGCUUGAUAUGCAUGGAUAUGUGACACCCAGUAUCGAAGAGGCUUACCAUAUCCAUGCCAUGCACACUGGUGCUGCUAUCCCGACACCAGCAACCCCUGGUCAAUUUGGCAUACUUGCGCCGAUAGCAGUAUCGGUGCCUGUUAUGGAAACACCAGUCGUAGGAAUGUUCAGUGUACAAAAUAAUGCUCACCCACAGGAGGUUGGAAGAUCGAAUGGCCACUUGAGCAGUAAGAUUAUUGUUGACCCCCCAGAUCUGGAGAUGUGGCGGAAUAAGCUGUUCAACGUGGAUGAGACGAUUGUUCUUACACAUGAAGAGUUCGAGACAUAUUUUCCUCAUAUAGACAACGUCUACUCCCAUCGCUCGACACAGCGUUAUAAGCGCAAACCUUUCAUCUCACACUACUGGGACUGUCGUAUGAAAGGCCGUCCUCCAGGAACACCCAAAUCCGAUGACCCCAAUAAGAAGAAACGAAAGAGAAAUGCACGCCAGCGCGAUUUAUGUGAUGUCAAGAUAAAAAUUACAGAGUAUUUCCCGGGGGCUCGACUGGACCUUGAUAACGCCAGUGGUCUUGACGCAGGUCUGGCAGGCCAGCGAUUGUGGACAAUACAGAGAGUCAAUGGCAAUGGAGGUAAUGGAAAGGGAGACGGCGUUUCUGGGCCACAUAAGCAUACGCUUGAAAGGAGUGACGAGAUAAAGAAGAAUAGUGUGCAGAGGUAUUUGGCAAACCAAGCUGAUGUGAAAAAGGAUAAGGAGAAAGUCCAGCCUCCCCCGAAAGCCACAGGAGCUGCACUACUCACAGCUAGAAAACACGCAAAGGAGAGUGAAUUCAAGUUAUACGCGGCAUGUUUCUGCCCAUUCUCUCAACGUGUCUGGAUCGCUCUGGAGGCAAAGGGCAUGCACUACCAGUACUGCGAAACAGAUGCCUUCCGUCACCCAACCCAGCCCCUCCCAGCUAAAUCUCAUGGCUAUGUGCCCACCAUAGCACAUAACGACUGGUCAUGUUCGAAUAGUGCUGUCAUAUUAGAAUAUGUGAGUCUUGUCUCAAAGUUGCUGGUUGGUGAUAUUCAUGAGAUGCGCAGCUCGAAGAUCUCGGCCAAGGAACACCGAUGCUUCCGGUAG